Messenger RNA from Melopsittacus undulatus (budgerigar), 3028 nucleotides. It is a transcript of the gene C8H8orf33, whose product is annotated as chromosome 8 C8orf33 homolog. The transcript is spliced from 7 exons. Bases 142 to 1743 code for a protein of 533 amino acids. NCBI's taxonomy places the organism in Eukaryota, Metazoa, Chordata, Aves, Psittaciformes, Psittaculidae. The record is from RefSeq and is a predicted model, not a curated record.
UGCAGGCCUCGCCGUGGGACACCACCGGCCUUCCUCUGCCCUCGGCGGGGCCUGUCCCUUCCCGUACCGGCGGGUGCGGGCCGGGGACCGGGCCCUGGCCGAGCAGGGCGCCGCUUUCCCCUGCGCGAGGUUGCGGAACGGAUGCGCGGGGCCGAAGGAGCGGGCGGAUCACGGCCAGGGACGGUGUUUGGGCGGUGCACGGCGGCCCCUCCUUUCGCGCCUUCACCCGCGGCCCUCGGCGGCCGCCUCAGGCACGGGCCGCAGUCGUUGGUGCCGGGCCCUGCCAGGGUGAAGCGGGACCCCGGGAGCCCACAUGUUGGUGGUGGCCGGAGGUGGCCCGGAGCCUCCAGCAUGGAGCAGGGUCCCCAGGGCACUUUCCAAGAGAAGCUGCAGUGGUGCAUUUCACAGCUGGAGGUAAAUCUUCACCUCAGCCCAACCCCCAAACAAGCAGAGGAGACCCAGUGCAUUCUCAAGGUCCUGUGCUCCCCUGACACCCCUUUUGUGAAUAAGCAAGAAGCAAUGAACCACGUGUUUGAGAAUUAUUACCUCAAAAUGGCUGACAAUCAGAUGUGCAUGGACAAAGCAGACAUGAAACCUGGUGAUGUGGAAGUACAGCAGAGCAGUGGGCAGGCUUCAGAUGGUGUGGUGCAUGGGGAACAAUCUGACCAAAUCUCCAAGGCAAAGCCAAAGUGGUUCAUGUUGUCUGACAACAGCUUCCGAUUUGAUUUUACACUUUCUGACAGCGACCCAGAAGCAACUGGCACACCUUUGGAAACAGUCCUUGAUGUCAGUGGUGAUGAGCAGAUACAAACCAGUGUUGGAGCCACUGAGCAGGAGAACUGUAAUGGAGUCUUGAGUUUUGCUGCCUCUGGACAAGAACCCAAGUUUGCUUUCAACUUUGCCAUCGCAGAUGAAGACUGUUCUCUGAGUCAGUUAGUUCCAGCAAACCAACAGACAGACUGUACAGCAGGUCAUGAGGAGCAGGGUAAUUCUCUGCUUGCUGAAUCAGGAGGUAUGCUACAGACCACAGCCUUGCAGAAGCCUGAAUUGACUCAAACUACAGGUAGUUCACCCAAUGAGGAUAGAAGCCAUGUCACAUUAAAGAUCCCCCAGUCAGAGACUGCUCCUGGAGAUGAGACAGUGGCAGAGAAAUCAGCAGAUGGAGCUGCCCAGAAGAAAAAGAAAAAGAAACAAAAAACAUCUGUCAGUAAAAAGGAAACAAAAGAAACUGAGAUCAACAGGAGGGCAACAGCAGAAGCUAGCAGAUGUCCAAAUGCAGGUAUUUCCCACCAGGAUGAGACCUCUCAGCAGUCCGGGAACCAGCUGUGGAAGGAGGUGGACUGGUGUGUGGAACAGCUGGAACUUGGCCUGAAGACACAGAAAUCCACUCCAAAGCAGGUCGAUGAGGCUCUCCGUGCAAUCAAGACAUUGCGUAGUGAGAAGGCUCCACUGGUGAAGAAGCGUCAACUCAUGAGAACCAUGUUUGGAGACUACAGAAAGAAGAUGGAGGAGGAGCUGUGCAAAGAGCUGAAGCUCAUGGAAGCAGCUGUGAAAUCUGCCAAAGUUGUGGAAGUGAAGAGAAACAUCUGCAAGAAGAAAGGCCAGUUCAUCCGCAAGUGCUCAGAAGCUUGCAGGAAAAGCCAAGAUUCAGCAGGAUGCCUUUCAGGGUCACCCAGGACACUUAACAAAGGCCCAUUCAAAUUCACACCUUCGCAAGAAGAGUUUCGCUUUAAUUUUUUGUAAAGACUAAAACUAUGGCUGAAACCUGUGCCAUAUAUCCUGUAAACCUAAGAAUGAUGGAAAGAUGCUGUGCAGUAGGAAAUGUUACCCAAAAAACUCAGUCUUUUCUAAAGUGAGGUUCCUCUUUCAGAAGAAGAUUAAGCUUCUGUGAAGAUUCAGCACAGAAGCAUCCAGCUAUAAUGGAUAGUUGGAUGCGUCCACUCCAUGUGAGUCAAUGCAGCCUCUGGUAUCCAGAAAGCCCUGGGCAGUAUGUGUCAUCACUGCAACCUAGAGUAGGAUUUCAGGGUCUUGGAGGAAAAUGAGUGAGAAUUGGCCUUGCUCAUUCAUCUAUUCAGUGGAACAGGUAUAGACUCUGAAGACAAUUGCAAAUGCUGCUUUAAUCUAGUUUAGGGAUGAAAGGACAGUUGUUUCCAGACAGGGAUAGAUUUUUUGUUGCUGAAGCCAGGUACUGGCCAGCUGGGAAUGGUGUACAAUCGGCUCUUAAAAAACAAGUUUACUGUAUAAGUAGCCCAGUUACAAUCACCACUGACUCAGAGGCUGAAUCAGCUGCAUGCCAAAGCUUGGGUAGUGGUGAAAUGAACUGAGAAAGUGCACUGACUCUUCUGCGUUGGAUUUGUAUUAAAUUUUUGCUACCUGAGCGGUUAAAUGUGUCUCUCCACACAGUGGAGUUUAAGUGUUUCAAUACUACAACCCAUCUCCUGUGUUUAUGCAGAAAAUCUUCCUCUUUAAGCUUAAAAAUCUGAAGGAACAGAAGUCCUUUAAAAGGAAAGAUGGUAUCAGGUGUCCUUGGGUGCAGUGCUCUCCUUCCUUUUUAUAGUCCAGUCAUCCUGCCUGAGAGGCGAGAAAAGGGAGUGUAGGCAGGUUUCAGGGUGUACUGGGAGCAGCUGAGAUGGUGGAAAACAUUUGCUAGGAAAGGCUUCAAAAAACCUUAUGUUGGCUACAAAAAAAAAACCAAAACUACUAAUCUGAUACAGUUGGUUCCAUCUGUGAUAUUUUUUGUUUGUUUUAAAGAAUGCUUGUCUAGCAGAAGGGGAAACAGCCUGGGUAACAUACCUGAUGAGGAAAAAUAUGCAGAGAAAACUUUUAAGUCUUCUGGAAAUCAGUAGGUGAGCAAAUUAAUUCUUUUGCUUGCCGAGGAACACUGCUGGGACUCUGACUGUAUGGAACAACAAUAUACUAUUUUUUUUUUUUAUUACCAGGGCCUUAUAUUAAGCAUGCAGAAACUGUGUCAUCAAACUUUUUGUGUUUUCAUGCCAUUUAGUAAGAUUAAAAAGCCUCUUGUACAUGA